UUCGGCACAAUGUUUUUCCGGUCAGAGACCUGAUGUAUCGGUUACUCGAACGGAGCUCGUCAGAGCAGGCUUCUGAGGUCCGCAAUGAACCUCGGGUCACGGAGCCGAGUGACCACAGGAGCCAAAUUUGAUCGAAACUUCAGAUGAAAGAACCGAAUAUUUAGGAUUGUUGACCUGAAAACUUCAGCAGUUUUUCCUGCCGAAAAACUUCAGAUGCUGUAGCUUAACUUCGGAUGGACUCUCUGAGAUGUUCAGCAGAGACGACCGAAAACUUAAGUAGCUACUAAACAAGAUGGCUACGAAUUAAUUUAGGCCACAUUACGAGUUUUUCUAGCUAUCGCAGAAAAGGAAAAGCAAAAGUUUUUAAGUAUCCCGCUAAAUUUUUAAAUAUUCCGCGCUUGGCGUCGUUGAAUUGUGUUACGGUGUUUAUCGGUGUUUCGGUGUUGUGUUUGUGACAAUAAUGGCGGUUCAGUUCUGUUACCUAUCAGUCAACAGUUCUCAAUUACUGUCCAAUUCAGAAGUAUUCAGAGAAUCAUGCCGCUGCCGCAGUCUUCGCCUUCGCUGAAGAAAAUCUUGGUGGAGUGGGGCUUAAGCGAGGAUUCCGCAAGGUUUAUUUCAGAAAGUGGCUAUGUACUCGAAGAUUUACUCCUAUCAGAGCCAGAAGAUCUGGGACCAAUAACAGACCUCCUAAGUCACCCUGAAACACUUAGAUUGAAACGAGGGAUCCUCAAAGCCCGGAAGGAAACAGCGGAAAGUCAAAUUACGGAAAUUUAUGAAGUUCCUGCAGAGGUCGAUUCACUGUUAAUCGAUGCUGUCCCAGUCAUUGAUGUCUCCGUGCCGCCCUCAAAAAAACCCAGAACUGACCCUCCUGUGACCAAUGAUACGACUCAGCAAGUUGAAAGCAGUUCAACAAACAGUUCACAGUUUAAUCCUCUAAUUCCUCCACAAAAUUUUCUUAAUCACUCAAAUGGUUUAAUCAAUCCAUCAGUUCAAAUUGUACAAUUAAAACCCAAAAAGGUCAUAAUUUCUUCUCAUGAAGUCCUUCUACAGGCCCUGCAAGAGGAUAAUAAGGGGACAACUAUUUUACAUCUUUAUAAAAUCAAUAAAAAAUUAGGAGAAGUUGAGCAAGGAAUCUUGGCCAACUUCAUAAUUAAUACUGAAUUAAGUCAGGAGAACAAAUUCAUUAAAGCUGCUCGUUUUAAAGAAUUAUCAUUAUUCAUUAAAAGGAUCUUCCCGUCAGAGGAUGAAGUCACUUGGUACAGCCCGUACAAGCCCCUGAAAAAUGGGCACGGCAUUCCAGCUAGAGGAAGACUUUUGAAUGCAUAUUACACUGCAAGAAAAGCUCUAAUUCGGUGGGGAGUUACGCCAAGUCAGAGGGAAAAAUUCAAAAAAACACCAGUUUCAGGAACACUAGACACUGGAAAGGAACUGACAAAAGAAGAAAAGGAGGAACUUCUGAAGAAAAUUGAUUUUAUACAGAAGCAUUCAAAACCAUAAAAACUGUUGAAGCCCACUGGCAGGAUACAUACGAGUACAGAAAUAAGGGAGAGACUCCAAUUCAUGAUUACUACAGCACCUACCCUAUUUUAUCCACGAAAGAUGGUUACAAGUUGUUGGUGAAAGAUUUCCUGGUUAGAUAUCCCGGUUUUGAGCACAAAUUUGUAACAAAUUGGACUACUUUCGUCAGGGAAUUUUCUGAGUUCGUAAACGCCAACCCAACCUCCUAU
Messenger RNA from Bemisia tabaci, 1727 nucleotides. RefSeq lists its product as uncharacterized. NCBI's taxonomy places the organism in Eukaryota, Metazoa, Arthropoda, Insecta, Hemiptera, Aleyrodidae. The record is from RefSeq and is a predicted model, not a curated record.